Molecule: messenger RNA, 1062 nt
Organism: Penicillium daleae
Lineage: Eukaryota; Fungi; Ascomycota; Eurotiomycetes; Eurotiales; Aspergillaceae
Product: ABC transporter substrate-binding protein
Exons: 3
Coding region: 1-1062 (353 amino acids)
Source: RefSeq, a predicted model, not a curated record
AUGCACUUCAUGACCAUGAGGGUGCUCAGUGGCCUGGCCUUCGUGCCUGGCGUUUUAUCUGCCGCGCUCUCACCUAUCCCCAUUGACUCCAGAAGUCUAUCGGAUAUUUACGCGGCUGCGCAGAAGGAGAACGGUGUUCUCCGAGUAGUUCAUGGAGGAGACGAAAAAAACCAAGCUGAUGACCUGUUCAAUGCAUUUUCUACAAAAUUCCCGAACAUUAAGGUGAACCACAGCGUCGAGCUCUCCAAGUAUCUCGAUGGCAGAAUCAACCAAGCCUUCCUGCAGAACGAAUUGUACGCCGAUAUGGCUAUCCUCCAGACGUUGCAGGAUUACGAUGCCUGGGAAGAGAAGGGGGUGCUUCUGAACUACAAGCCUCCUUCAUUCGACAAGAUUUGGCCUAGCUUGACCAAUCCAAACGGCGCCUAUCUUCCUAUUUUUGCAGCUAGCUUUGGACCAUUCGUCUUCAAUUCCUCUGUCGUCUCUGCAGGAGAUAUCCCCAAGUCAUAUGCAGACAUCCUGGACCCGAAGUGGAAAGGCAAGAUUGUCCUGACCUAUCCCAACGACGACGACGCCGUGCUAUACCUCUUCAAACUAAUCGUCCAGGAAUACGGCUGGGAAUGGCUAGACCAACUCCUCUACCAAGACGUCCAAUGGGUCCGAGGAACCGCCACACCCGCAGAGAUAAUGCUGCGCAACACAAGCAAGACAAUCUCCUUCACGACCUACCCUCCUGCCGAAGGUUGGAUCAGUGUGGCGCCUGUGUCCGACCCAUACAUGAGCUGGACUCAAACGAGCGCUAUUUUCAAGGACACCAAUCUUCCUGAAACUGCAAAGCUUUUGCAGGCAUUCCUGAUUUCUGAAGAGUUCCAGGUCAGUAGGGGAGCUCCGUCUGUUCGGAAGGAUGUAGGAAACUCUACGAUUUGGGAUGCGAAGAAUACGGAUUAUGUGACGUUUCAUCAGUUCAUGGAGGAUAGGGAUAUUGUUGAGCAGUGGCGGUUUGUCUUUGAGGAUAAGAUUGGGACUGCGCAGGGUCUGAACCCGCUUAUUGACGAUAUCUUUUAG